AUGGACCCAAUUACAGCCUUGGGAGUUGCGGCAGCUGUGAUACAGUUCAUUGAUUACAGCACAGGAAUAGCUUUGAAAGGAAGAGAGAUUUAUAAGUCUGGAGAGCUUGGGGCCAAUGUUAAACUUGGGGAGGCGACGAAUCGCUUGCAAAACUUAGUUGAGCCGUUAAGGAGCUCUCUUCACUCAGGAAUUCAAAACGCACCUUCACCUUCACCAGCGGAUGCCGAUCGAGCCCUCAAAGAUAUCUGCACUAAAUGCAUCGACUUGUCCGAGGAACUUAGGGGUCUUCUUGGCUCCCUAAAGCUCAAUCUAAGUGUUAAGCAUCCCAGGCUAGCAAGCUUCCAGCAAGCAGUCAGGGCUGUUUGGAAUGAAGAAAAGAUACAAGGAUUGAAAAGUCGUUUGGGUGAUUUGCGUAGCAAUCUCGAGACACAUGUUCUUGUUGACUUGAGAUAUCGAAUGAUCGAAGUCAAGCUCGAACAGGAAAACAAUUUCAAAACGCUCGAUAAAGCAUUGCAAGCAAUAAUGCAAGAAGUCCUAGACAAUCACCAGAGUAGUUUAACUAAGUUUGAGCAAAACUUCAAUCACUUGAGGUUGUCGCAGGAGAAAGAGCAUUCACACACUCGCAGUGUGCUUGUCGAUCAACAAGCAUCGAGGCAUCGGCGUCAGGCGGAAUUAAGUAUUCUUGAAAGUCUCAAAUUUUCAUCGAUGAAUCUUCGGCAUGAGACGAUUACUGAAGCACAUCAGCAAACUUUUGAGUGGAUAUUUUGCGAUCCCGAAAUUGAACAUAAACCAUGGAGCAAUUUCAGCGAAUGGCUGAAAAACGAGAAUGGCAUCUACUGGAUUCAUGGCAAACCUGGAUGUGGAAAGUCAACCUUAAUGAGAUUUAUUGUCGAUGAUUCUCGAUCUCGUAGAUACGCAGAAACAUGGGCACAUAAUACUCCCCUGGAGACACCAUCUUUUUUCUUCUGGAACAGUGGUGAUGAAGCUCAAAGAUCGCAAUCUGGCUUACUUCGAAGUCUACUUUACGAGAUUCUUGAGAAACAUUGCACUCUCAUACCCGAAGUAUUUCCCAAGGAAUGGAAGACCGCAUUCGAGAAUACCCUGCAUAAUGUCCCGAUUCUGGCAACAAACUGGUCACUACCUGCUCUGAAAAAGUCAUUCCGGAAAUUGGUUGAGGAAACGUCUGAAAAACUGUCGUUUUGCUUCUUCAUUGAUGGUCUGGACGAAUAUGAAGGAGACUAUUGGGAGAUCGCAGAGUACUUUAUCGAACUAUGUGAAUCGAAACACGCAAAAUUUUGCUUAUCCAGCCGGCCUGAGAUUGCAUUCUUGGAUAUAUUCAGAUGCAUGCCACAACUAAAGCUCCAUGACCUAACGGAAUCCGACAUCACAAACUACGUUCGAGAUAGAUUGGAGAAUAACUUACAAAUGCGAAUUUUGAUGAAGAAUACUCCGUCGGAUGCGUCGGCGCUGAUAACCGAAGUCGUGGGUGACGGGGAUGGGGUGUUCUUAUGGGUUAGGCUGGUCGUAAAUUCUUUACUUAAUGGCCUCCGAAAAAGGGAUGAUAUUUCAACGCUCAGAGCUCGCCUACGAGAAACUCCAAAGGAGAUUGAUGACCUCUAUGACCGUAUUUUAUCGUCCAUUGAUCGAAUACACAUGAUAGAGGCCUCGAAGAUAUUUCAACUGGAACUAGGUGCGAACGUAAUCUUGUCAAAAUCCACUUUUCUAAAUUUGUAUGCUGCCUACAAAUUGAGCUUUAAGUCUUUCAAUCAAGCUGUAAUUGGAGACGAAACGUCCUGCUUUCGCCAAAUGUCCCUCGAGGAUUGCGGGGAGGAUCUCGCCCAUGUGUUACGUACCCGGUGUGGAGGGCUUUUGGAAUUGGCCAAGAGCACAGGCAAAGUGAAUUAUAUUCAUAGAACCGCUCGGGAAUACAUGCACAAGCCCAAGACGUGGGAAAUGCUCCUUACUCAUACAUCAGACCUGGAAUUCGAUCCAUGGUUUACUUGGUCAAUUGUGUUUUUAAACUUAGUCAAGGCGGGUACGAAGAAUAAUUCGCUUCUUUUGACAAGUAUAAUAGAAAAGGGAAAAAAAUGGAGAGUUAUGUGGAGUCACUUCACCUGGAACCUACGCAGAGUUACCUCAGCCAAAGCCAAAAGCCAUAUCCCCCAGUUGGUUGAGGAAUUUGAUAGAGCCGCUCAGCGGUAUUCGGAUUUUUGUAACCCAUCUACCAACCAGCUGGAAUAUUGGAAUAAGUCUCUCUAUAAAUCAACUCUAACUAUUGAUCAUACUAAUGUUAAUUGUACCACCUAUUAUGGAAGUUGUCCUGGUCAAGAUGUCUCCAAGGGCGACAGGGCGGAUUUAUGGAGUACGAUGAACUUACUUUCGGCAUGUAUUGAAGAUGAUAUAUUUUCUUAUGUUGAGAUGAAGAUAAUAUCAGACCCGUCUCUGAUGCGACUGAAAUAUUAUCCUCCUCUGAUGGUACUCUGCUUUGGUCGACUUUUACUUGAAUUUGAACAAGGCUUCCCCAGUUCGAGAUUACUGGUGUUUCUGUUGGAAAACAACGCUAAUUUUAAUGAGAUAUAUCACGGUCACAGUUUGUGGAAAAUAUUUCUUCACGUUGUGCAUACUAGAUUCAUUCAUGUUUUGCAUACUAAAUCCAUUAUUCAUUUUCAUUCUGAGCACCCUGACGAUCUUAAUAAUAUUUUUUGGGCAAUGGAAAUCAUGCUCCAGCGCGGAGCCGAUGUUGAAGCGUGUUGUAUUGGAGAAAAUAUGACAUGGUAUGAAGUGUUUCCCGAUCGACCAAUUCAUUGUAGAGCUUUAGAACAACACUGCAAACAGCCGCUUGAAUGCCAGGGUGUUGUUGACAUCGGUUCGAGCAAUCCGAGCGACGACAGCGCAAGCCAUAUCAGCGAAAACUAUAACGAGCCGUGUGAAGUACGACAUUCCUUAGAACGGAUCAUUAAGGAUGGAUUUGAAAAAAAGCGACCGGACCUUUCGGCGAACCUACUAAGCCUAGUUGCGCAAAAGAAGGCUGAGAAACUAGCCAUUGAGAAGCAGAGUCGAAAUCAACCACCUGGCUCAUCUGGCGGGAAUAAAGGACGGAAACAAAAGCAUAGAAACAGGAAGAAAGGCAAAGGAAAGCGUGGUCAGAUUGCUUUGGCAGACGAUUCUGAUUACUGA
Botrytis deweyae is the source of this 3177-nucleotide messenger RNA. RefSeq lists its product as uncharacterized. The record is from RefSeq and is a predicted model, not a curated record. Lineage: Eukaryota; Fungi; Ascomycota; Leotiomycetes; Helotiales; Sclerotiniaceae. The transcript has 2 exons. Bases 1 to 3177 code for a protein of 1058 amino acids.